AACACAAAGUAGCCAUGGAAGUGGAACAGUUAUUAUCUCCAAGUGGUGGCUGUUCACCUACUUCAGAACAUCUUAAUCAGUUUUCAACGGACUGGGAAGACAAACCUUCGCUACAACAUUUGGCGGACAGUUCUCCUUCGGAAACAGAACAAGCAACAGGUGAAGAGUCCAACACUCUUACACAAGGUGGUAGACAACAACAACUUCCUAAAAGGAAAUCAAAGGCUUCCUCUGAAAGAGGAGUACGUGACGACCGAAGUCAACCAGGGAGACUCGUUUGUCGUUGGUCUUUGGUUUCCAAACCAGAAAAGAGUCUUCUAACCAACGCCGAUUUGUUGUAUAGUAGGACUCCAGAGACUCAUUUCAAGGCGGACGUUCCUGGAAAGUAUGUGUUACUUCUUACGGUGAAAGGACACGGAACAACCUAUACGGAAACAGUUACGUUCAUCGUGAAAGAUGUAGAACAAGGGGAGGAUGAGAUGUUGCAAGAACAGGAGACUGAUUCCAACUGUAUCUUGCUUCAACUUCAUUUUCCAGAAUCUGGCACUCAGGACCCUGAACUUGUAGAGCCUUCUUGUAAAGUGCCACGUCUAUUGGAGCAAGAGAAAGUUUCUGAGACUUCUUCCAACUUGUAAUCUUUCGUGUAACAGAAAACUUCCUUUUUAUUCUUGUCC
Messenger RNA from Galdieria sulphuraria, 674 nucleotides. RefSeq lists its product as uncharacterized. The transcript is spliced from 2 exons. The record is from RefSeq and is a predicted model, not a curated record. NCBI's taxonomy places the organism in Eukaryota, Rhodophyta, Bangiophyceae, Galdieriales, Galdieriaceae. Bases 15 to 635 code for a protein of 206 amino acids.